AUGUUUGUCACCGAUCCCGAGGGCGAUGGACAUGCACGCAAAAGCGAACGAGCCGAGUGGAUGAGAGGAGCUUCACCUUUUAAUUUAAGUACAGUGGAGCCUAAUCUUGGGCACGGAGAACAUACAUGUGGCACAGAAAAGUCUGAUGUUUCGAGUCUCGUCACCCGACGGAGUGAAGCCGAAUUUGCGCUUAACGAGUCAAACCAAUGCAUACAACAGCUACUGCAUUUAUUAAAGGACAGGUGGUAA
This is a messenger RNA of Leptosia nina, 249 nucleotides long. NCBI's taxonomy places the organism in Eukaryota, Metazoa, Arthropoda, Insecta, Lepidoptera, Pieridae. The record is from the annotation of a GenBank genome assembly.